CGCGCAGCGCCAGUCGCGUACGGCGCCGGCGCACUAUUUGGCAACCGGGGAAGGGAGGGCAGGAGCUCGGCCGCAUUCGGGGCCGCCUGCGCUCAUCAAACGCUGCUCAUUGAACAGACAGUGAAGCAGAGCUGGAGUGGAAAUAUUUGUUAUGCCGUAAUAUGCGUGACUUUCUAAAAUAAUACCGGGGUUGCUGAAUCCCUUCAAGUGGAAGUGUGGAUUAUCAUUCUUUCCGGCCCUGAGUGGCCUGACACAAACCGUUCUGUCCACACAACACCGAGCACCAAACCCAGACGGGCAUCGAGGGGGGCGACAUUUUUUCUGUUUAUGUGAGCGCCCCCUUUAGGUUGAACCCCUCCGUUUUACCCUUAAUUUUACUUCAUUGGAAAGAGAAAAAUUGAUCUUAUCGCCCUAGUGUGGCAGCUGGGCUGCCCCCCCACACACAGAUGAAUGAAGACCCCAUUCGGGAAGAGCACUGCCCAGAGAUCCAGAGCUGAUAACGGGCAUGCUGGUGUCUCUGCAAAUAUGAUGAAGAAAAAGAAUUCUCAUAAGAAACACAAAACCAGCGUAGGGCCCACGAAAGCCGUGGCUCAGCCCAGACGGAAUAUCGUGGGAUGUCGUAUACAACACAUCUGGAAGGAGGGCAGCGGGGCGGCGUCACAGUGGAAAGGGACCGUCUUAGACCAGGUGCCCGUCAACCCAUCGCUGUACCUCAUCAAAUACGACGGCUUUGACUGCGUCUACGGCCUGGAACUACACAAAGACGAGAGGGUGCAGGGGCUGGAGGUUCUACCUGACAGACUAGCAUCUUCGCGCAUCAGUGACGCCCACUUGGCAGACACUAUGAUCGGUAAAGCUGUGGAGCACAUGUUCGAGACGGAGGACGGCACUAAGAACGAGUGGAGAGGGAUGGUCCUUGCUCGAGCGCCCAUCAUGAACACAUGGUUUUAUAUCACGUAUGAGAAAGACCCCGUGCUUUACAUGUACCAGCUGCUGGAUGACUAUAAAGAUGGAGAUUUAAGGAUCAUGCCAGACUCUAAUGACUCGCCCCCAGCGGAGCGUGAGCCGGGUGAGGUCGUGGACAGCCUCGUCGGGAAGCAGGUGGAAUAUGCCAAAGAGGACGGCUCUAAACGAACUGGCAUGGUUAUCCAUCAGGUGGAGGCCAAACCUUCUGUCUACUUCAUCAAGUUCGACGACGACUUUCACAUUUACGUCUAUGACCUUGUGAAAACAUCGUAGGUGCGACACGCUGGUGGGCCGAGGAGAGGGGGAGGAACUUCACGUACCAUGUGCUCCACAAACUUUGCCAAAAGUUAUCUUUGAAACAUUUCUCGUAACAUCUCUUGGAAAUGGAUUGACGGACAUUUCAGUGGAACCUUGGAUUACCACUUGUCAAGUGUCUCUUAUCGUUGAACGGAUAGCAGAACUUCACAUCCCCCGACAUACACGUAGCUUAACACUCAGAGGUUUGCCUCAAGAGUGUCCCAUUCCUGUUGGUGCCAGUGCUUAUUACGAAGACGCGUUAUUUUCAUCGUAAAACCAGAGGUUUGUUUCUGUUACGUAUGACCGUUAAAACAACACCGUUCUCUGAAAAUCUGGGCUGCAGUGGGGGUUUCUGACGCAAACGUGUUACUGCGGUCACCUUGGGUUAUGCCAUCAUACAUCAUGUAAAGUACAAGGCGAAAUCGAGCUAGUUGUAGUUGUGGAAAAUUUAAAAGCCUUUGCUUUUUGGAUCAUUCAAAAGCUGCUGAAUGUCAGACGAGGGAAACGUAGGGGUCUGGGAUGUCUUAAAGCAUGCGCUGCCGUCUGCACAAGCGCCGUGAGAUGAAGGGCAGGAAGCUGGCAGUAUAAAGUAGCCUGGGGAAAUCGUCCUCUUGUCUGUAAACUAGACGGACUUGAGGAGAGCAAUCUGUCAUGUUACACAAUUCACUGUCGUUGAUGUCUUUGCAGAUGUCUUUUAUUGCGAGACUGGCGAGCGGAAGGUUUUUGGUUGCCAGAUGCGUCUCGUUUUAGCCCUCCGCCAGAGAGAUCUGCGCAAACGGGCGCUGACGUCGAUAACACUUCAAAAUUUGUGGAAGAAACCCCACCAUUGUGUAUUAUGUGGUUACAGUUUUUUGUAUUUUGUUCCCUAUUUUUAUAUAUAUGUAUCGUCACCACUCAUAAACGCUAACGCAGCUAUUAUAGUAAGCACUAAAUGUAAAGUCCGAGUAAGAUUUGAGCGCUUAUCUAGUCCCGUUGUUUGUUUUUCCUUAACAUUUCGGAACAUUUAUAAGUAAACGGUUUUAUGCUUUGGUUUUACUUCAUGGGCUUCAUUUAAUGUUUAAAAAAGGCCCACUCGUUUUAAUUUUAUUUGACAUUUUUAAAUAUAUUUGCAAGAUUUCUUAAGUAUUUGCAAUGAUAUUCUGCAGAAAAAAAGUGUUUGUUUAAUAGAACAUGAUUUCGGCUCUUACUGCAUUUUCAAGGUUCCCCAAAGUAUUUAGUGAUGAUGCAUAAAGUGUUUAAUCCUGAACAUGUAAUGUUAGAUGCAAUAACAGAAGAAGUAUUCAGGAAUUUCGUCGUAAAUCAUGGUUCACGCCAAUUGUCAUGUGACUUAUCAGCCUUUGGGAGAUUUGCUGUCUCAGAUUCUCCUUUCUGCCUGUCUGAGAGCCUAAACGUUUGUGCCUCAACAUUUUCCUCCAGCAUCUUUUUUAUGUGUAUUUUGUCUGUAAGGGGUUUACGUUUUCAUUAGACUCGAAGCCCCCCCCCUCUAAGGAAUGUUACAGUUGAAAGAAACUUGCAGCUACAUGUGUUUCUCAUUAUUAUUACUACGUUUUCUGCCUUCGGUUACCGUCUUUACGUUUUGACACUUAAGACACACAACGUUUUUCAGUUGUCCUCAGGUCACACAGAGCUUGAGACCUGCUCUCGGUGUGAUGCUGAUGAAGACAGGGGUGAUAAUUCAACUCGGGAUCAAAGGGAAAAGAAAAUGAGGCCUGUAUGUGAAAUCAUUGUUUUUUAUUGUGGCAAUAUUUUCAUCACAAUUGAGCACAUUUUUCCUCAGAUUCUCAUCAAUGUAGUGUGAGCUAAUUGUGUUACUGUAAUACAGUAUGAAAAACCUUCAAGUGCAAAUCAAAACAGAUAUGGCCAUCAUGUAUACUCGCCAGUGCUAAAAAAAGUGUGCUUCAUUGCCAUGAAAAAAAACCAUUCAUUUUUCCACGCAAAAUGCAAUUUCUUAUGAUUUUGGGUUGAAGCAUGAGCCCGUGCAUUUGUUGACCGCUUUUAUGACAUUCACCCGAUCGUUUUGUUUUGAUCUGAUGAGCUGCGUUCUCUUUUCUGUUAUAUAACAAGUUGUUUGUGAUUCUCCAAGUUUCGGCCUUGAAUUUUUAAUGCAGAUGACCGCUCGGCUUUCCAAAAACAGCACCGGCGGUCAUCAGGUUUAGUGACCUCUGCACAGAGGUAACAACUUGGGACUGUUGUUCUAUAUUUAAAAUGAAAGCUAGGUCACUGUUAAGAGGCAAACAGUAUUAGGCACCCUCACUACAUCCACAUGCACUUACCAAAUCGCCAUUGAUAGGGUCGUGUCUUAUUCAAAAUGGAAAACAGACUUGUCAAUAUGCAAAUGGUAACCUUAGAAAAGACAUAUUCAAGGAUUGGCCUUUUACAUGUACCAACUGUAGUAUUGUACUGUGUUUUGAUGUCAGGUCGACGUGGGAAAAAAAACGAAGUAGGACAAUUAGACCGUUCUUUUUGCAUGAUAAAAGUAGAGUUGUUCUUGUAUGUUAGUGUGAUGCAUGUGUUCUUGUCUUUUUUAUUUUGGCUAUUUGUUCUCUCAAUGAAAGUUUACGUUUAUUGUGUUGCUAAUUGUGACGUUUCUGUUCUGGUUUUGAAUCCAUUUAAAAAAAAACUUAAAGGUUAAACUAAGUAUUUUAUUUUCUGCUAUGCUCUUUAAGAUCAAAUGCACUGGUGUUGUGUGUGGUGUUCCUAUUGGGAUGCAAUGUACCAGUGUUAAACAGCAUUUGAGGGAUCAUAACCUUUUUUGAUACUGUUCUGCUGCAGGACUAUGUUUGUUUUUAUGAAGAGUGCCAUAUUUAACGAAGAAACAGGCCUUACGUGAGCGGGACAGAAGGAAAACCGAAUUUAUAUGUCGAGCGAGCCAACGUGUGCAUGUUUGAAACGGAACAUAUCGAACUCAACCUUGUAGGUAUAGAUGUAGAGGAAAUAUCAGAUGUUCCUCUAUAAAUGCACAGUAUAACUACGUGGAGAGAAUCGAACGUAUGGUCCCUUUAAGAUGCUGUUGCUCCUCAAAUACUUUGUAUAAAAAAAGUCCGAAAAGAAUUCAAAAGAAAAAGUGCAAUUUGAUUAUUGCAGAUACAUGUAUAGUUCAAUUUUACUGUUCUUUCAUGCAUAGGUAACCGGCUUCUAUUGGACCUGAUCUGUUUUUGUCCUUUUUUAACAUGUAGAUAGUUCAUUUUAUUUUCAUUUAAAUAUAAACACAGUUAAAAACCUGUUACUUAAUUCAUUAAGUAAUUUUUAUAAUUAUUAUGUAAGUUUAUCCUUAUAAGAUUAAAAAAAUUAAUGUGAA
Molecule: messenger RNA, 4561 nt
Organism: Triplophysa dalaica
Lineage: Eukaryota; Metazoa; Chordata; Actinopteri; Cypriniformes; Nemacheilidae
Gene: spina
Product: spindlin-Z
Exons: 6
Coding region: 451-1239 (262 amino acids)
Biological process (GO): gamete generation
Source: RefSeq, a predicted model, not a curated record